CCCGACUUCUUCUCUCUCCAGUCUUCAGUACAGAUGGAAAAAGGACCGCUUGAGCGGCAAAAUCCCACGCGAACCCUACUUUCUACAGGCAGACACACCAUUUCUCCUCCUUUUUCUUCGUAUUAAAGCGGAUCGAGAAAAGACCGAAGACUUUUAAAAAGAUGAUUUCUAGGGUUUCGUCCGAGGUAUGUAGAAAAUUCAGAUUCUCUCGACAUCGUGAAUUUCGAUCCGAUCCUCUUAACAACCAUUAGUUUCACACUAGCUUUGUCUGAGGUCACAUUUUAACUGGGUCUUUGAAUUGGAGAUAUUCUACAUUUCUGAUAAUAUCUGGUAAUUCCAGAUGUACAUCACUACUACAUAAUUUGCAUCAGGAGAUGAAAUGGUGACUUCAAGUUUGGUAUCUGGUCUUUUGAAGUUUGACAUGUUUACAUGAUUGAGAAUGUGAAGUUGGAGCUAUAUUGAUUGAUUCCAAUGGGAGAUUCUUUGCAUAGGUCUGGGUCCAGCAAAAGUUUGUACGUGGCAAGCAUUGAUACCAGUAAAAAGUCAUCCAGACAAUGUUUAGUUGCUUCUGCUCCAAAGAUCUUUUCACUGAAGACUUUUAAUGGUAUGUUUCCUCGGAGGAAUGCUAAAUUGGGAGGAGGUUCUACUGAGCAGAUGGUAUUCUUUUUACUUAAAGUUGUCUCUCUGGAGAUGGUGCGAAGGUUCUCCAGGGCAAGGUGUCCAUCUAUAUGGCGGGGUCUUCAGGCAUUGCAUCUCCUUUGCUAUCCACCAUUUAAAUGGUUACAAAGAUGGACACCUCUCAGGAUUUUGAUAAAUGGCAUGCAGAAACUUUCAAGACCAUUGUUGUUUCUCUCAAUUGCAACAGCUUUCUCUGAUGAAUCGGAUUAUUCUAAGGAAACUUCUGAUAACGUGGAUGAGUCUCAAUCAUAUCCUGAAAUAGCUGCUGCUGAAUCAACUCCUGAUAUGAGGAUCUGUGCUGGAGAGCCUGAGGAUGUUGAGCCCGAGAAUUGGAUGCUGCAACUCUACAAGGAGCUGGAGAGUCAGGGAAUUACUCUUCCUGAAAGGAUUGAUGAGGAUGAGCUGCGUCGAUUCUAUACUGCAGCAAAUGGUGAUUUCUCAUGCUUGCUUUCUUCAAUCAAGAAGACAAUUCGUUGGAGGGAGACUUAUACUAUUCUUUCAGCACAAGAACUAGAGAUGUGGUCGCAUUUGGUAUUUUGGCAUGGGCAUGAUGUGAAGCUCCGACCUUGCCUUAUUAUUCGCCUUGGACUUGCAUGCUCCAGGUUGGCAUCUGAUGACAGGCCUCGCUUUGCUCAAGCAGUAGUAUCCCAAAUUGAACAUGGAGUUCUCCACUUGGUUAAUGCAGAAGAUCCUCGGAUUACUGUUUUGAUGGACUGCAAAGGAGUGUCUGCAUUGAAGUUCCCUAUGCAAAUGAUGCGAUCUUGUUCCACUCUCAUGCAGGAUCACUUUCCAAACCGUCUUGGGCUUUUGUUUGUUUUACGGCUUCCUCCAGUUGUCCGAGUAAUUGCCCAGACUUUUAUUCAACAGGUCUUGAGACCAUCGACUCGGCAAAAACUGCGUGUUGAAGGGGAGAGGUACAUCAACAUUCUCUCAGAACACCUUGAGAUGAUCCCUGCAUUCCUCGGUGGGCGCUGUACAUGUUCCAAGUGCCAGAUGCUCUGCGUUGGUCACAUUCAGCCUCCUGUGGAGGAAACCCAUAAGAGGGAGGUGAACCCGAGUUUCGAAGAUGAUGACUUGAUGGGAGAUACUUAUCUGAGUGAUCCCCCCAUGAAUGGUGGUUGCGAUCAGAUCCUCCGGACAGCUAUAAUUGGGGUGCUUAUGUUGUGGAUUUUCAUCGCUUUACUCACAGGUAUGCAUGACCCAGAUAAUUUGGCCUUGUAGAGGAAUAACUGCUUCCAUUUGCACGUUAAAAUUUUCUACCUGUAUCUGCAAUUCUUUUUCCAAAUCUCAGCCUAUCUCUGUACUGCUUGCUUACAAGUUACAAUGCAACACACGUACUGUAAAUAGAGGACGGUAUUAGCACGUGCAGCAUUUAUUCUCUA
Magnolia sinica is the source of this 2060-nucleotide messenger RNA. RefSeq lists its product as uncharacterized. NCBI's taxonomy places the organism in Eukaryota, Viridiplantae, Streptophyta, Magnoliopsida, Magnoliales, Magnoliaceae. Bases 472 to 1899 code for a protein of 475 amino acids. The record is from RefSeq and is a predicted model, not a curated record. The transcript is spliced from 7 exons.